AUGCGCGAUGACACUGGCCCGAGACUUGUGCAGCCCACAAUUCCCGCAACUGCUAAUUCUGAGCUUAAGGGUCAUAUCCUAGCUUUACUUAAAGAGAUCCCUUUCACUGGCAAAGAUCACGAAGACGCCUACAAGCACUUAGAUGAAGUUAAUGAUGUAGGUGAUUACUUCAAUGUUCCCAACGUGCCUCGGGAAACUCAACUACUUCGCAUGCUUCUGGUUACCUUGAAGGGUGCUGGAAAGGAUUGGCUCAAGUCACUACCCCCCGGAACCAUCACUACAUGGGCUCAGCUGAAAGAAGAGUUCAUUGAUCAAUUCUGCCCACCAUCCAAGAUAUCUAAGCUCAAGAAAGCCAUAGCCAACUUUGAACAACAAGCUGGAGAGUCACUAUAUGAAGCUUGGGAGAGGUACAAGAGCUUGUUAAGGAAUUGCCCACACCACGACCUCAAUAAUCAGCAAGAAGUCUCCAUCUUUUAUGAUGGAGUAAAUAUUACAACAAGGCAAUUACUUGACUCGCAAGGUCCACUUACGAAGAAGGCACCUCCAGUGAUAAAGCAGCUAAUUGAAGAAUUCUCUAAGCAUUCUAGAGAAUACCAUAAUCCAAGAAAUGAUGUAACAAGGGGGUCCGCCUAUGCAGCUUCAGAAGACUUAUCAGCAGUGAUGGCCAUGUUGAAAAACAUGGAUAGGAGGAUGCACAAAAUGGAUCAAGCGAUACAUGCUAUACGGGUGGGGUGUGAAAACUACAAUGGGCCUCAUCUUACUAGAGACUGCGACUUGGAUGAAAAUGGCAACAAGAAGGUGCAAGUAUGUUACUCAAGUGGGGACCGAUAUGAUGAAGAUUGGCGAAAACCAAAGAAAGAGUGGCUCCCUUAUGAAGAGUACAAGAAGGCUAAGGAGGAGAAGUAUAGGCAGAAAGGAAGAGGUUUUUAUCAAAAGGAGGAUCUGACACAAGAAAGAAAACCAAGUUUGGAAGAAAUGCUUACCAAAUUUGUAGCUGCUUCAGAAAAGAGACAUAGUGAUCAUGAUGGUGCAAUUCAAGAAACAAGGACCAUGCUUAGAAACCAGCAAGCAUCUAUCCACAACAUAGAAACGCAGCUAGGGCAACUUGCUCAACAAAUCAACCAAAGAUCACUGGGCGAACUUCCUAGUAAAACCGAAAAUAACCCAGGAGGCGCGCACAUAAACAUACUCACAACAAGAAGUGGGAAGAUAAUCACUCCUCUAGCCCCUAUUCAGAAUGAAGCACCCAAAGAAUUGCAGAAGGAGGAUGCAGAAACUCAAGACCAAAAUCAAAAUCUUCAAUCUGCAGAGCCUACUCGCCGAGUCCAGAAUAUGGACUCGACGAGUCCACUGCCAAACCUGAAAGAGCAGAUUCCUAAAAAGCCCUUUCAGCCUCCAUUGCCAUAUCUAGCCCGAGUUAAGAGAGAAAAGUAG
Messenger RNA from Lactuca sativa (garden lettuce), 1434 nucleotides. The record is from RefSeq and is a predicted model, not a curated record. Lineage: Eukaryota; Viridiplantae; Streptophyta; Magnoliopsida; Asterales; Asteraceae.